UUUCCCAUUUCUCAAUUCUCCCUCAAAUCUCUAUAAUAUAUACACACGCAUACAUAGUGUUAAAAACUAUAGAAAAGGAAGAGCUUUACACCAUUGAAAUCAAUGGCGACAGUACAGCAGCAACAACAAGAACAAGAACAACAGAUCAAAUCAACGGAGAAGAGAAAACCAGUGUUUGUGAAAGUGGACCAUUUAAAGCCAGGUAGCAAAGGCCAUACCUUAAUCGCUAAGGUCUUAUCUUCAAACAUGGUCCUUCAAAAAGGUCGAGCCGCUUCUCAACAUCUCCGUCAAACCCGAAUUGCAGAAUGCCUUAUCGGUGAUGAAACCGGCACUGUCCUCUUCACUGCUCGUAAUGAUCAAGUUGAGUUGAUGAAGCCAGGUAAUACCGUAAUUCUUCGUAAUGCAAAGAUAGAUAUGUUUAAAGGUUCAAUGAGGCUAGCUGUCGACAAAUGGGGUCGUAUUGAGGUCACCGAACCUGCUAACUUCGUCGUUAAAGACGACAACAAUCUCUCCCUUGUCGAGUACGAGUUGGUUAACGUUGUUGACGAAGUAGAGGCUGGUAUGAACACCAAUGACUAGAUCCCAAACGAGUUGUUACGAAGUUGGCCUAAUGAUUCUUUUUUCACAUAAUGUCGGUACGGAAAACAAGGUUUUCAUUGCGAAAAAGUGUCGGGUUUCGGUAUACAAAUCUUGCUUUGAUUUGCUAGUCUUUAUGCCAUUGUAUGUAUGAAGAAUACUAUUUCUCUUAUCUUGUGGUUAAAUUGCAUAGUUUUCAAUUCGUAUA
Molecule: messenger RNA, 784 nt
Organism: Gossypium raimondii (Peruvian cotton)
Lineage: Eukaryota; Viridiplantae; Streptophyta; Magnoliopsida; Malvales; Malvaceae
Exons: 2
Coding region: 103-579 (158 amino acids)
Source: RefSeq, a predicted model, not a curated record